GUUGCAAUUAAAAGUGCGCAUCGCAUUGUUGGACCGCUCACUCUGAAUACUCUCGGUCUACUCGGCACCAUGAAUGGCUUUAAAGAACUUACUCGCCAAGAUGCCGUUAAGGCUCUUGCCAAUGAAUUAGAUUUUCUUUCGUCAGGAAUUCCUGAAAACAUGAAGAUGGAAAAGGAGCGUUUCUGUCAGCAAAUGCAGGCCUUUCUUUGUCUCUUUAAACGCUAUAUUGAAACUACUAAGGAUAUCGAGUGGGAAAAGAUUAGCUUGCUGCCUGAUAAUGAUCUGAAGUCAUAUUCAAAGUUGCCUAAACCUACUGACCCUGGAAUUAUUAAAGAACAGCUGAACAAAUUAGUCGUCAUCAAACUUAAUGGUGGUUUGGGAACAAGUAUGGGAUGUACUGGUCCUAAGUCCCUCAUUUCUGUUCGCAAUGACCUCACAUUCUUGGAUCUAACCAUACAACAAAUUGAGAACCUCAAUAACACUUACGGUUGCAAUAUUCCACUUGUAUUGAUGAACUCUUUCAACACCCAAGAAGAGACCGCCAAAGUUUUGAAGAAAUAUCAAAAGGUCAAUGUUGAAAUUGAAACCUUCGUUCAGAGCAUGUACCCGCGCUUGAACCGUGAAUCCUUGUUACCGAUUGUAAAACAAAUUGAUUCAAACCUUCUAAUUGGAUCAAAGAAAUCUGAGUCCUUUGAUCAACCCGCAGUUGAUCUCUCAGGUUGGUACCCACCAGGUCACGGUGAUGUCUACCGUCGUUUCUGUGACUCUGGACUGGCCGAAAAGAUGCGUAAGGCUGGAAAGGAGUGGAUUUUCAUCUCGAAUAUUGACAAUCUUGGUGCUUGUGUGGAUUUAAAUAUUAUCAACUUCCUCUGUUCGGAUCCAGUUAAUGCUCCUGGCUUUGUUAUGGAGGUUACGGAUAAGACCAGAGCUGAUGUUAAAGGUGGCACCCUUGUUGGCUAUGAGGGUCGUCUAAGACUUCUUGAAAUAGCUCAAGUGCCCAAAGAACACGUUGAUGAAUUCACUAGUGUACGCAAGUUUCGUAUCUUCAACACCAAUAAUCUAUGGGCAAAGUUGAGUGAGGUGGAGGAACUGGUGAGGACUGAUCAAAUGGCAAUGGAAAUAAUCCGCAAUCCCAAAACCCUUGACUCUGGUCUUAAUAUUAUUCAAUUGGAAGAGGCUGCUGGUGCAGCUAUUCGCAAUUUUAAGGGAGCAAUCGGUAUAAAUGUCCCUCGUAGUCGUUUCUUACCUGUCAAGACCACUUCCGAUCUUUUGCUGCUCAUGUCGAACCUCUACACACUUGACAAUGGCAGAAUUAUGAUGUCACCCAAGCGCUCCUUCCCCUCUGUGCCUUUGGUGAAACUGGGUGGAGAGUUCAAGAAGGUCAAAGAUUUUCUGUCGCGUUUUGCCAAUAUUCCUGAUUUGCUCGAGUUGGACCACUUGACAAUCGCUGGCAAUGUCUUUAUUGGUCAAAAUGUCUCCCUCAAGGGAACGGUUAUUAUCAUUGCAAACCAUGGAGAAAAGAUUUGUCUCCCGAAGGGUUCCCAACUGGAGAACAAGAUAGUUUCAGGUAAUUUGCACAUCUUGGAUCACUAG
Molecule: messenger RNA, 1593 nt
Organism: Rodentolepis nana
Lineage: Eukaryota; Metazoa; Platyhelminthes; Cestoda; Cyclophyllidea; Hymenolepididae
Source: the annotation of a GenBank genome assembly